GAUAAUAUUUAUUCGAAAAGAAACGAGUAUUUUGCGUUCACUGAUACAAAAGACCUUAUAGGAAAAGGUUGUCUUCAGACUUGUUUCGCUGUGUUUUCUAAGGCUCGAACUUAAUCUAGCAUAAUGGCAGAUGAUGGAGAUGUUGCCGCUCUUGUAGUAGACAAUGGUUCCGGUAUGUGCAAGGCCGGAUUCGCCGGCGACGACGCUCCCCGUGCCGUCUUCCCAUCCAUCGUUGGCAGGCCCCGUCAUCAGGGUGUGAUGGUCGGUAUGGGUCAGAAGGACAGCUACGUGGGAGACGAGGCCCAGAGCAAGAGAGGUAUCCUCACCCUCAAGUACCCCAUCGAGCACGGUAUCGUCACCAACUGGGACGAUAUGGAGAAGAUCUGGCAUCACACUUUCUACAAUGAGCUCCGUGUGGCGCCGGAGGAACACCCAGUCCUGUUGACCGAGGCCCCGCUCAACCCAAAGGCCAACAGAGAAAAGAUGACCCAGAUCAUGUUUGAGACCUUUAACUGCCCAGCUAUGUACGUCGCUAUUCAGGCCGUGUUGUCCCUGUAUGCAUCUGGUCGUACCACCGGUAUUGUCAUGGACUCUGGUGAUGGUGUGUCUCACACUGUCCCCAUUUAUGAAGGUUACGCUUUACCCCACGCCAUUCUGAGAUUAGAUCUUGCCGGUAGAGAUCUUACCGAUUAUUUAAUGAAAAUCCUCACAGAACGCGGUUACUCAUUCACCACCACUGCCGAGCGUGAAAUCGUCAGAGACAUCAAGGAGAAGCUCUGCUACGUUGCUCUAGACUUCGAACAAGAGAUGCAAACCGCAGCAUCAUCCAGCUCACUCGAGAAGAGCUACGAACUCCCUGACGGUCAGGUAAUCACCAUUGGCAACGAGCGUUUCCGUUGUCCAGAGGCCAUGUUCCAGCCAUCUUUCUUAGGCAUGGAAUCUGCCGGUAUCCAUGAAACCACGUACAACAGCAUCAUGAAGUGCGACGUCGACAUCCGUAAGGAUCUCUACGCCAAUACCGUUUUGUCUGGCGGCUCAACUAUGUUCCCUGGCAUUGCCGACAGGAUGCAGAAGGAAAUCACUGCCCUGGCACCACCAACCAUGAAGAUCAAGAUUAUCGCUCCACCAGAGCGCAAAUACUCUGUCUGGAUCGGAGGCUCCAUCCUGGCCUCCCUCUCAACAUUCCAGCAGAUGUGGAUCAGCAAGCAGGAGUACGACGAGUCUGGACCCUCCAUUGUCCACAGGAAGUGCUUCUAAACGAAUAAAUCCAAAACCAUUAACUAGACAAAGUUAGAACUAACAAUCAAAAGUAUGCAACGAGCCAAACUUACUGAUGGGAACAGCCCAUGCAAGACUCACUCCGUGUGUUUCAGCGGACGAUUUCCAUGCAUUGUACUUGAUAACAUUUACUGUUGUGCCUAAUAGCGUUUUACUAACAGGUCCAUGUGCUAACAUUCGGAUUUGUAUUCAAAGUGCAAUUAUUACUUAUAAGUUUAUUAUAAGUGUCUACGUUUUAAUAAUAUAAAAUUAAUAUAUAUCGUA
This is a messenger RNA of Dreissena polymorpha, 1542 nucleotides long. RefSeq names its product actin, cytoplasmic. Bases 124 to 1257 code for a protein of 377 amino acids. The record is from RefSeq and is a predicted model, not a curated record. NCBI's taxonomy places the organism in Eukaryota, Metazoa, Mollusca, Bivalvia, Myida, Dreissenidae. The transcript has 2 exons.